Molecule: messenger RNA, 3547 nt
Organism: Paramisgurnus dabryanus
Lineage: Eukaryota; Metazoa; Chordata; Actinopteri; Cypriniformes; Cobitidae
Gene: brd2b
Product: bromodomain containing 2b
Biological process (GO): chromatin remodeling; regulation of DNA-templated transcription
Cellular component (GO): nucleus; chromatin
Source: RefSeq, a predicted model, not a curated record
GGAGCGGAAAUAGAAAGACUCCAUUUGCUAGUUGGACAGAGCUGUAAAGUUCAUGCAGAGGCGGUUGAAUGACAUUAAAAUUCAGGCGAAAACGCAGGAUACGGCACCGCAAAACGAUCGCGAUAAAUCCGCAUGGAGGCGGCCGUCAACCCGUCUUUUGACAGCAGCAGCGUUGGUCUGUCUGUCAUGAGCGGGAUGGAGCAGAGUUCAGGCAAACGGAUCCGAAAACCCUCGCUGCUGUAUGAAGGCUUUGAGAGUCCAUCUCUGCCCCACGCGCCUCCACCCGGCCCUCCUCUGCCACAGCGGCCCCCUGUGAAGGACCCGAACCGACAGGGACGGGCGACCAAUCAGUUGCAGUUCCUCUAUAAGGUCUUAGUGAAGGCAUUGUGGCGGCAUCAUUUUGCGUGGCCUUUUCAUGAACCGGUAGACGCGGUUCGACUCAGCUUACCCGACUACCAUAAGAUCAUUAAACAGCCGAUGGACAUGGGCACUAUCAAGAAACGACUGGAAAAUAACUAUUACCGUGGUGCUGGUGAAUGCUUGCAGGAUUUUAACACCAUGUUUACCAACUGUUACAUCUAUAAUAAGCCCACAGAUGACAUAGUUCUGAUGGCACAAUCUCUGGAGAAAGUCUUCUUACAAAAAGUUGCCCAAAUGCCCCAGGAGGAGAUUGAGUUUCCCCUUCCUGCACCAAGGGGUAGAGGAGCUACGAUGGUUAAAGGACGCAGAGGCAGAGGAGGUGGAAGUUUUACGACCGCUCACCAGGUUCCUGCCGUGUCUCAGUCUGCAUACUCUCAUUCAUCUCCCGACACACCAGAUUCACGGUUUUCCACCCCUCCACAGACCCUGUUGAGUAACACCGGACCCCCUCCAUCCCUGUUGACCCCACCUCCUACUCAACCCACUGCAAAGAAGAAAGGGGUCAAGCGUAAAGCUGACACAACCACUCCCACGACGCUCGGGUUCCCCGGGUCGGCCGCUGUCCGGAUGGGAGGCAUGGGAAAAGGUCACGGAUCAGGAGGAGAAAUGCCCCAUUCCCUCUCGUCCAUGCCUUUGGACUGCAGUCCUGGCAUGGGUGGGAUCAGGGGCGUGGCUGAGUCCGCCCACAUGCAGCCGGUCUUGGGGCGGCCGUUGUCUCGGCGACCCAUCAAACCACCCUGCAAGGACCUGCCUGACUCCGUGCGGCCCCAUCAGCCCAUGCGGCGGGGAAAACUGAGCAAACAGCUGCGCUACUGCAGCGGCGUCCUGAAAGAGCUGCUGUCGAAGAAACACGCUGCGUACGCCUGGCCCUUCUACAAACCUGUGGACGCGUCAACGCUGGGACUGCUUGACUACCAUGACAUCAUCAAACACCCUAUGGACCUCAGCACUAUCAAGAGAAAGAUGGACGAGCGAGAGUAUAGAGAUGCUCAACAGUUUAGCGCUGAUGUUAGAUUAAUGUUCUCCAACUGCUACAAGUACAACCCACCGGACCAUGAUGUUGUUGCCAUGGCGCGCAAUCUGCAGGACGUUUUCGAGUUCCGCUUCGCAAAGAUGCCCGACGAGGUUUCAGAGGAAGAGGAAUUGUCUCCCAUGCCGCUGGGGCGAAACAUGGGCAUGCGUGGAAUUCAGCACUCCUCUUCUUCAUCCUCCUCUUCCUCAUCUUCAUCUUCAUCUUCCUCUUCAUCAGAGAGCGAGCCGAGCAGCGAUAGCGAGCCGAGCAGCGACAGCAGUCCGAGUUCUGACAGCGAAGAGGAGAGAGCUCAACGUCUGGCCCAGCUGCAGGACCAGGUGUGCACCCAGCUGCGAGCGGUGCAUGAGCAGUUGGCAGCUUUGUCCUCCGGUCCCAUCGUUAAACCCAAGAGGAAACGAGAAAAGAAGAAAGACAAGAAGAAGAAAAAGAAGCCGGAGAAACGGCGAAGCGGCCACAGCCUGAUGGACGACGACCACGAGAAACCCGGCAGACUGCCGAAGAGCAAAUCCAGCCGAAUCUCGCUGUCAUGUUCACAGAGCAAGAGAAGCACUGCCAAGAAAAACAAAAAGAACGCUAAGAAGUCGGCAUCAGCGUCUCAUUACGUAGAGCCCACCGUAUCUCUUCCUCAUUACGACUCGGAGGAAGAAGAGGACGGGCUUCCCAUGAGCUACGAUGACAAGCGACAGCUCAGCCUGGACAUCAACAAGCUGCCCGGGGAGAAACUGGGCCGUGUGGUGCACAUCAUCCAGUCGCGUGAACCUUCCCUGCGCGACACAAACCCAGAGGAGAUCGAGAUCGACUUUGAGACGCUGAAGCCGUCCACUUUGCGUGAGCUGGAACGAUACGUCAUGACCUGUCUGCGCAAGAAACCUUGCAAACCUUACGUCAUGAAGAAAGAAGGAGGAGGCGGGAAGAGCCGAGAGGAGCUGGCGCUGGAGAAGAAGAGAGAGCUGGAGAGAAGAUUGCAGGAUGUGAGUGGACAGCUCAACUCUGCCAAAAAACCACAGAAACCCAAAGCGGAGAAACCCAACAGCGUGGAACCUCACAACGCUGCGUCUCGUCUGAGUGCCAGCAGCUCCAGUUCAGACUCUUCCUCAUCUUCAUCUUCCUCCUCCUCAUCAGACACCAGUGAUUCUGACUCUAGAUGAAGAGAUCUUGAAUUCUGGACAUGCAGGACAUGUUAUAUGCCUGUCGUUCCCGGGACACCUUGUGCUUGUUGUUUAUUUCUAUGUGCAAAUGUAUAUAUUGUGUAGAAUUUUUUUCUUUUAUAAAGAAGACUUUUACCAAAAUGCCCAUAAUGGGAACUCCAGUAUAACUCCAUGUGUCAUUUCAUCAAAAACCUUGCUGUUUUGUUUUGCUUGUACUGCUUUUCUCUGCAUUGGUUUAAAAAUCAGGCACGCUAUCUGUUUUUUAUUUCAAGCAACCAAACUUACAUUAAGGUACGGUUUGCUUUAAAAAUAAGACCCUCGGCUUAAAAGAGUAUAUUUCUGCACUAAAGGUUUUGUUUUGGAUGUGCAAUGUAUGACAGAUCGUUCACUAACUUUCCAUAUGGCUUUGAAGUACAUGAAAGCGAAUAUGUGCACAAUGAACCUGCUCACCUCGAUAUUACCUUGAUUUCUUUUAAUUAUCUUUCACUUUUGGCACGCUCAAAUGAUCAGAAACUAGCAUACAUUUGUCAGAUAGUCUUAUUAGGCGUCUGUGAAAUUGUAGUGACAGGACAUUUAUCUCUUAUUGUGAUAAUCAUUAAAAAUAAUAGCCGUAUUGCCUCAUUGGAUUUUAAGAGAGGGAUUGUAUUUGUUCAUUAGCGCCAGGGAAAGCUACUAGAUUGAGUUACGUGUUUUGAAUAGAUAUUUAAAAGGAUAUAAGGUUGAAGGUUAAGCAAUAGAAAAUCAUUUAUUGUGUUAAGUGUACAUACAUUACAUAAUACCAUCAUCCAAUUCUGUUUUUAUUCUUGUGUAUUUAUUUGCAACUCUUUUUCUAGAAAAAUGUUUUUGUAUUUAUGAGAAAAAUGAGUUUUUGUGACAUUUCAUGCUGUAUCCUCAAAGUAUAUGCAAUCAGUUUGAUUUGGAUUGAAAUACAAAUGCAACAAGUGAA